Messenger RNA from Symbiodinium necroappetens, 4286 nucleotides. NCBI's taxonomy places the organism in Eukaryota, Dinophyceae, Suessiales, Symbiodiniaceae. The record is from the annotation of a GenBank genome assembly.
GCGGAGAGAUGGCCCGACUGGAGCGCCGCUUGUCGCGGCUCGAGCAGCACAUGCAGCCGGCAGAAGCCCAGGAGCCAAAGGCGCCGGAGAGGGACGACGAAGAAGAAGUCGACCCGGCCACGAUGCCCACGACCUACGACGCGGCGCUGGAGCUCUCUGGAGGGGAGACGGGACUGCGUGACUACGAGGCCUUCAGCGGGAAGCUGAAGGAGAUCUACGAGCCCAACAAGGAGCUCGUGGAGAUGAUGGGCAAGGACUGGCAGAAGCGGCGCUCCUUUUCCACGAAGAUGAACUAUCAGCCGUAUCAGAACACUUUGGAGGAGCUCUAUGACUUCUGCAAGGAGAGAGCUCCGAUCUUCUUCGCCAAAGUGCGGGCGGUGGCAAAGGGCACCGGCGGCCGGAACGUGCAGCCGAAACUGAAAGGCAUGCCAAGGUGUCGGGACAAAGCGCAGUUCAAGUACAAGGACAAGAAGGGUGAAAUUUCGUGGCACAGAUUGACCGACAUCGUGAGGGAUACCAUCGUUUACAAAAAUCUGCACGACAUGUACAAAGGUCUCCAAGCAAUCCAUGAAGACGAGGAGAUCGACAUCAUCGAGUUUAACGACCGCUAUAUGAACCCGCUCGACGGGUAUCGCGUCAUGGCAGCCGUGUCGGAGCCGGAUGCCGUAGAGAGGUGCCGCAACAUCCUGCAGUGGGGCAAGGACAACCUGGGCUCCAAUGCUGAUGCCGAUCUCCAGGAGAUGCUGAACGACGGCAACAGAGGCCUCCUCCACAAGGACGCCAAAGCCGGCAACGCGCACCUGGUGAGCGUCUUCCUGGACUUCCGCGCGGACGUGAACCGCACUGCACCCAAGACGCGCCGGACGCCCCUGCACGAAGCCAUGGCACAGGGCCACGAGCGGGCCAUGUGGGCCCUUCUCUGUGCUCGCGCCGACCUCCAAGCUCGAGAUAGCGACGGUCAGGUGCCUCUCUUGGACGGCCUGUUGAAGCUUCGCCAGUCGGGAGGCGGCAAGCAUGACAGCACCCUCGAUGAAGGCGUCGCACGCCUCGUGUCGGUGGCCGUCCAAUACGCAGAACGUGGUCUGGAACAGCUGAGCGAGGCGCAGGGUUGCCUGGUUGCUGCCGUGAAGCGCCGGCUGGUUCAAAGCCAGGAUCUCAUCGCAGCCUGCGCCGGCCUUAACGGAGAGUGUGUUGAUGGGAACCUUCCCAAGGUCAAGCAGCUGCUGGCUGAGUGGGCCGACCCGAACACCCCCAGCAGUGCCAAAGACGGGCAUCCACCACUGCACGCAGUGCUGCUGCGACCGCAAGGCCUCCAGCCAGUCCACCUCGACAUCGUGAGGGCUCUGGUGGACAUGGAUGCCAACCUGUCCCUCACCACCACGAUGCCAGCCGGAGAAAUCUCCCGCACCUUCACCCUGGUGCACAGCGCGCUCCACUCGAAGAGUGGCCAGGCGCUGAAGAUUCUGGCGGCUGCCGGUCUUCGGCACGGUGGGAAGUUGCUCAGGGAGGUCCUGGACCAAAAGACCAUGCAAAGCGAGGAGCAGGAGCCUUCGAUCUGGUCGCUGCUGGCAUCUUGGGAGGAGGAGGAGCGGGUGCGCCUGCUGGACGAGUCUCUGGCCUGGUCCUUGCCGGACAUCCUGGCGCUGGGGGCCACUCCUGGUCAGGUCAAGGCCUUGCACCAGAAAGCAGGGCUGGAAACGCCGGAGGAAUUCUUGCGGCAGGUCGUGUUGAAGGGCCUGGGGCCCAAGGAACUGGGAGAGAAGCUCCGAGGCGAGCCCGACUUUCUCACACCCACACUUCCGUUGCCACCCUUCGAUGCUGUGAGAGAGGCCCUGCAGAAGGCCCCAGCGGAUCUUCGGAACGACCGCGACGUGGUCCUGGCCUGCAUCAGCCACGAUGCCGCCUGCUUGGCCGAUGUGUUCGAGGCCCUGCGCUCGGAGCGAUCCUUCCUGCUGGAUGCAGUGCAGCGGCAUCCCCGAGCCCUGGAGUUCGCCGGGGGCUUUCGGGAGGACGGCAGAGUAGGCCUGCAGCUUUGCACCCCAGCUCGAAAGCUCGAAGUCUUCCCAGAAAGACCACAGAGGUUUCGGGCACCUGAGACCACUAAAGCGCGCGAGGACCGCGACUUCGUCGCGGAGCAGCUAGAGGUUGAGUUUUUGGAGUUUUGGGAUGUUGUGGGCAACCGUGACGUGCUGGAGUUCGCUGGCGGCCUGCGCAGCGACCGGCAGCUUGCCUUCGAGGCAUGGAUUGAUGCUGCGGGCUUCAGGGAAGGCAGCUGCGCGUGGUACGGGUACGUUUCUGGCGAGGCUGUGCAGCACGCACCUUGGGCGCUGGACUUGCUCGAUGCCGAGCUCCAACACGACCCGGUGUUGGACUUCCACGCCGUGCAGGCCUUGGCAGGAUGCGGCACUCGAGACGUGGACCUCGCCCAGAUGUCCGAGCUGCGCAGCGUGAAGCACGGCUCGCAGGUGCGCUGCGCCUGCGCCACGGGAGCGAACCGCAUGGCGGUGGGCGGCGGCGAUGGCAGCAUCUGGCUCCACGACCUCGGUGGGACCGGCGAGUCUGCCUCGAAGCUGCUCGGGCACAAGGAGCGUGUGCGCUGCCUGUGUCUGCUGUCCGAGGAGGUCCUGGCCAGCGGGUCCGAUGACCACACGGUCUGGAUUUGGAAUCUGCGCAGCAAGGAGGCCCUCCAGGUGCUCAGCGGACACACGAAGUGGGUGAUGGGCCUGGCGCGGCUCAGUGACACUCAGCUCGCGAGCGCAAGUGAGGACAAGACCAUCCGCUUGUGGAAUGUCUCGAAGCCAGAAGAAGACGGCCGAGUGCUUCAGGGCCACAGAGGCUGGGUGCAGUGCCUGUGCCGCACCAGCGCCGGGAGCCUGGUGAGCGGGAGCGACGACCGGACCCUUCGAGUCUGGAACCCUGACACCGGCGAGGAGCUCCAGGAGCUGCGUGGCCACACAGACGUUGUCAUCUGCCUCUGCCAGGCCUCUGCCGAGGUCCUGGCCAGUGGCAGCGAGGACAAAACCGUGCGCCUCUGGAGCCUCACUAGCUGGACGAGCGUGCGGGUGCUCGAACGCCUCACGGGCCGUGUAUCCUCGCUGUGCCUGUUGGCACCCAACCACCUUGCAGCUGCCGACAGGGAGGGCAGACUCAUCGUCUGGGCGGUGGAGAGCGGGGAGCCUGUGCAUGAGAUCAAGAGUGCCCACAGCGAAGAGAUCAGAGCUUUGACGCUGGCGAAGGUGCGGGGAGAGCCCGUGCUGUGCAGCGGCAGCUCUGACUCGACCCUGAAGCUCUGGCAGCUGCAGGUUCGCACCUUUUGCAGUUCCGGCUUUGAGCUUUGUCACAUGGCCUGGGGCAUCCGCGGCUUCUCGAAGGAUCCCAACGAGCUGCGCAGCGUCAAGCACGACUCGAUCGUGCGCUGCGCCUGCGCUACGGGAGCGAACCGCGUGGCGGUGGGCUGCGAGGAUGGCAGCAUCCUUCUCCACGACCUCGGUGGGACCGGCGAGUCUGUCUCGAAGCUGCUCGGGCACAAGGAAGCUGUGCGCUGCCUGUGUCUGCUGUCCGAGGAGGUCCUGGCGAGCGGGUCCAACGACAACACGAUCCGGAUUUGGAAUCUGCGCAGCAAGGAGGUGCUGCAGGUGCUCAGCGGACACACGAGCCUGGUGCUGGGCCUGGUACGGCUCAAUGACACUCAGCUCGCGAGCGCAAGUUUUGACAGGACCAUCCGCUUGUGGAACCUCGCGGAGCCAGAGGAAGACGGCCGAGUGCUAAAGGGCCACAGCAACUGGGUGCGCUGCCUGUGCCGGACCUCCGCCGGAAGCCUGGUGAGCGGGAGCGACGACGAGACCCUCCGAGUGUGGAAGUCUGACACCGGCGAGGAGGUCCGGGAGCUGCGUGGCCACACAAACUAUGUCAACUGCCUCUGCCAGGCCUCUCCCGAGCUCCUGGCCAGUGGCAGCGCCGACAGAACCGUGCGCCUCUGGGACCUCGCCAGCUGGACGACCGUGCGGGUCCUCGAAGGCCUCACGGGCCGUGUAUCCUCGCUGUGCCUGUUGGCACCCAACCACCUUGCAGCUGCCGACAGGGAGGGCAGACUCAUCGUCUGGGCGGUGGAGAGCGGGGAGCCUGUGCAUGAGAUCAAGAGUGCCCACAGCAAAGAGAUCGGAGCUUUGACGGUGGCGACAGUGCGGGGAGGGCACGUGCUGUGCAGCGGCAGCGAGGACUCGACCCUGAAGCUCUGGCAGCUGCAGGCGGGGGGGAAAGGGAUGAGAGCGGAGGCCAUGAGCUGA